CUCCUUAAAAGCUAAACUCUUUUUCAACUAUUUAUUCCCGCUUGGAAAUUUAAGACACUUUGUAAUUCCGGAAAUACCUGUUUUUCUCACAUGCAUAAUACAAUGACUUCAUUAAAGAAGAUUCAGCAAGGAAUCAUGACGAUGGUGAAUGCUUCACCGGUUGCAUUACUCGUCGUAUUGUUUACUUGGAGCUAUUGGGCAUAUAACUAUAGGAUGGGCUGGGCACAGUAUAUAAAUAAGGGACAAGCUAUUCAAGGUGUUUUGUAUAUAUUAGCAUAUCAACCUAUUUUCAUAUUAUGCACAUGGAGCUACUGGACAGUGUGUAAGACUUCACCGGGAUAUACAAUAGAACUCCAUAAAAAGAAGAAUAAAGACGAUGAAGAACAGAACGAGUUAUUGACUACAGAGGAUGAAUUGAGCUUUCAAUAUCCUAUUACAGUCAAAAGAGACGGUGCGAGAAGAUAUUGUCAGAAAUGUAAACUUGAAAAAUAUGAUAGAACUCAUCAUUGUCGACAAUGCAAAAGAUGUGUAUUAAAAAUGGACCAUCAUUGUCCAUGGAUCAACAACUGUGUAGGAUUCUACAACUAUAAGUCAUUCUACUUAUUUUUGGUAUAUGCAAGCUUCUAUUGUGUAUAUGUGUUUGCUACCACAGUUCCAAGGUUGAUACAAAUUGUGAACGAAAAUAUACUCGAGAUUGAUAUCAACCUAGUGUUACUGGUAUUCGUGAGUGGCAUAUUUGGAAUAUUCUUGGUACCAUUUUCAUUAUUUCACACAAGGCAGCUAUUCAAGAAUAGAACAACUAUCGAAUUCUAUGAAAAAUCCAAUUUUAUGCUAGGGCGUAACGAUGUGAUGAGAAGCAAAUACUUUAAUCCUUGGGAUCUUGGCUAUAAAAAGAAUAUACAGCAGGUGCUUGGUAAAAAUAAGUGGACAAUGUUUCUUCCUAUCGGGAAACCCCAAGGUAAUGGUACCUUUUAUCCCAUCAACUCUUAUGCAUACGAGACAUUGGGUAUGGAGGAAGACAUUGAAUGAAACCAUCAUAUAUAAUGCCAUACUCUUCUUUUAUUUAAAGUGUAAUUAGCUGAAGCAAAAAAUAACACUUGAAAAUAUCGCAUUCUUUACAAAUCUUCUUAAUUUUAAUAGAUUUAUAUUGAGUUGGCUUGUGCCUUCGUAUAAGAAGCAAUCAUUCAGGGAAAAGGUGUGUAUGUGGAUAUAAAGUUUGCCUGAAAUUCUUUUCCUUGAUGAAAGAACCUUGUUUUCUUUAAUGAUUUUACUAUGAAAGUGUGGCAUUUACGUCUAAAAAAAAAAACAGAAAUAGAUAUAUUGAAUAAUACAUUCUGAUUCAG
Messenger RNA from Rhizopus microsporus ATCC 52813, 1343 nucleotides. Its product is annotated as zf-DHHC-domain-containing protein. Gene Ontology annotation, molecular function: protein-cysteine S-palmitoyltransferase activity. Lineage: Eukaryota; Fungi; Mucoromycota; Mucoromycetes; Mucorales; Rhizopodaceae. The coding region runs from base 91 to 1029 and encodes 312 amino acids. Gene Ontology annotation, biological process: peptidyl-L-cysteine S-palmitoylation; protein targeting to membrane. Gene Ontology annotation, cellular component: endoplasmic reticulum; Golgi apparatus. The record is from RefSeq and is a predicted model, not a curated record. The transcript is spliced from 5 exons.